CUAUGUGAACAAUGAGAGUUCUUCACCUUUGUAUAGGGGGAAGGGGGAAAACAGCAUUUACUGAGCGCUUUCUGUGUGCAGAUGCUCUUGCACGGACAUCUCAUUUAUUCUUCUCAGCAGCCUUGUGAAGGAGGUAGCAAUGUGCCCAUUCAACAGAGAAAAGACUUAAGGCCCCGGGGCAGCACAGUUAGGAAAUGCAGAGCUAAGAGCUCACACCCAAGUCAACAUGUCUGACUUCAAAGGCUGCCCCUUGCAAAGACUCUAUACUGUCAGAAUACGUGGAGAAAAGCCAAAGUGGGCAUGAGAGGACCAACUUGGGACCAUAUAGAAUUAGUGAGAAAGGACUAGUAUCCCCAUUUUACAGAUGAGGAAACUGAGCCACAGAGGGGUAGGCAUCUUGCCCUGUGUCACACAGCAAAUAAGUAACAGCGCCCGACUUUGCACCCAUCUGUUAUUCUGUGGAUGCUCUUUGCCCAGCUGCACUGCCUGGAGAGCAUUUUUACCUAGGUAGCCUCAGACCAGCUCAAUAGCAGUCUGGAUGUGAUGGUAGUGCUGAGGGAAGAGGUGAGGAGGCAGUGAGGAGAGGGGUGAGGAAAGAGGAAGGCAACCUUUAUGAUACUCAUUGUACAGAAAAGGAAACUGUGGCAAUUUUUUUUACACUAUUUCUUUUCUUACACUAUUUUUUUACACUACAACAUGCUGCCUGUUUAUAAAAAUAACAUGAUUUCUACAGCCCUUUAUGAUGCCAAAGGAGACAAGACUCGGAAAUGUGAAAUUGAUUUGCCUAAAAUUACAAGGUGAAGUCAAAAUUUGCACCAAGUCUCUGAAUCCAGAACCCAUGCUAUUCAGCAACGUAUGAGUACAAGGCUAGCUGCCUCAGAAUCAUUUUGGAGAGCUUGUUAGAAAUGCAUAUUCCUGGGCCCUACCUCUGAGGGAUUUUGAUGUACUAGGACUAGGAGUGAGGAGUGAGAUUUGUAUUUUUUUUUUUUUUACGCAAAUACUUUGGAACAGAGAUUUGUAUUUUUAACCAGCGCUAUAGUUGAUUCGGAGGUGAGAGAGGUUUGUGAACCACUGUUCCUGACACCACCAAGUCACGCUGACAGUUGUAAGUAAAUGGGCCUGCCAUUAAUGUAUCUGUCCACAGCACAUCUGUCAUGAAAUGUAACUCCAGAGCAGAGGUUCCUAUGUGGGGUCCUUCCUGAAAUUGUAAGCAAAGAAUUUGGCCUCUGUAUGUUUUCGAGUCUGAGGCUUUGGAUUAUAGAUGUUCAAAUGAAGUCUGUCAUAACAUCUUCCUCCUUUAUCUUUUUUGUUUGAGGAAGAAGUGUGAGAAAUGAAACACAAUUUACCCUAACCCCCAAACCACAGCUCUCUGCCGCAGAUAUAGCUCUUUCAUUUCCUGGCUCAAGGGUAGGUUGCUAGGUUGCCCUUCUGUGAGCUCUUCAGGGGACUUCUCCUUUGCUGGAUUUGGCAUCACUGGCCCCAGAGAAGGAGAAACUCCAUGGAAACGGCAUGCAGAGCUGUCCAGAGUGAAUGGGCCAUGAAGCCAGUGGCUGGAAAACCUGCUCCAUUUCCCCUGACUUAGAGAGCAGAUAAGGAUACCAAGGCUCAGAGAGCCGAAGAGACUUGGCUGAAGUCAUAAAGUUUCUUACAUCUGCAUCCAGUUGUCUUCAGCAUGGGGGAGCAGAGCCACUCUUCUGGAAAGGAGAUUCAGCACAGGACGCGAGCAGAGGCUCCAGGAAAGAAAGGCUGGCACCCCCAGGCCUAUGCCCUUGGGGCCAUUUCCAACUUCAUGUCUACUUUUCUGACUUUUCCCAUCUAUAAGGUAGUGUUCCGGCAACAGAUCCAUGCUGUGGGGAUGUCGGAGGCUGUGAGACAGCUUUGGCAUGAAGGUCCUCAGUACUUCUACCGGGGCAUCUACCCUCCUCUUCUCUCCAAGACAUUGCAAGGGACUCUACUGUUUGGGACUUAUGAUAGCCUGUUGUGCUCUCUCUCCCCUGUUGGGCCACACUCCCUGGGACACCGCUGGGCUGCAGGGCUCAUGUCUGGUGUGGUGGAGGCUGUGGCACUCAGCCCCUUUGAAAGGGUGCAAAAUGUGCUCCAGGAUGGUCGCAAGCAAGCUCGCUUCCCCAGCACCUUCAGCAUUCUCAAGGAAUUCAACUCUUACGGGCUUUGGGGGAGGCUGUCACUGGGCUACUAUCGUGGUUUCUGGCCUGUCCUUGCCAGGAACAGCCUGGGGAGUGCUUUAUAUUUUUCUUUCAAAGACCCCAUCCAGGAGGGCUUGGCAGAGCAAGGCCUGCCCCAUUGGGUUCCUGCCUUGGUGUCUGGUAGUGUCAAUGGAACAAUCACCUGCCUAGUUCUGUAUCCUCUGAUUGUGCUGGUUGCCAAUAUGCAGUCCCAUAUUGGCUGGCAGAGCAUGCCAAGCCUGUGGGCCUCUGCCCGGAAUGUGUGGGACACUCGAGGCCGAAAGUUGCUCCUAAUCUACCGUGGAGGCUCCCUGGUCAUCCUAAGGUCCAGCGUGACAUGGGGCCUCACUACGGCAAUCCAUGACUUCCUGCAGAGAAAGUCUCACUCCAGGAAAGAGCUGAAGAUUGACUAGCUGCAGGAAGUAUGGCCAAGGCAUCUUUGUCGUUCUAAACCUUCCCUGGUUCUAUAUAGCUUACUUCUUUGGCUUGGCUACCUAAUACAGCCAUUCUUUAGCAUCUGUAACCUCAUUGCAUGGGAGAAGUUCCCAACUACCAGCCUGCUGGGCACAGACAGAGCCCAACAGGAUUCUUUAGUCGGAAAGAAAAAGCCACACCAGUCUCUCCACAGCUUCAGUAGCUUCAGAACUAAGAGGCCUUUAAAUAACUUGUAACCCAGAUUGUCAUUCCUUUAAGGAAUUCCUUGACAAUAAGAAGAAACAAAAAGAUGACCUUACUCGGGCACUGUGAGUUUUAGGACCCCUCCAGGUGUCCUCCAGACCAAUCUGAGUGGUACUCCAAUUUCAAAGACCUAUGUUUGACGCUUAAGAUGGGGAGUCGAUAACAUUUCUCAGAUGGCUACAUCAUCAUGACAUUGUUCACUGCCUCUCUGCCCACCACUCUCACUUCUCAGGACUGUAGGUCUUAGUUUCAGGGUAACAGCUGUGGCUGGAAAUCCUAACUUAGGCUUGCCUCAACUUACCAGGUGGAGAUGGAAGUGAGAAGAAGUGUGGUCCCUGGAUGAAGAGAAUAAAGACUUUGAUGGAAGAGAUUUAAUUACAUGCAAAAUAGAAACAUUUACUAUAGGUUGCUUGUUGUUAUCUAUUGGGACAUUUUUGAUAGCAAGGUGAUAAGAUUGCCUGGAAACCACUUGAGUUUCCCUAAGAAAUCUGGAAAUGAAGUGACCAUAUCUCUUCACAAAUAAUUGCAUAUUUUAUUGAUGUAGAUAAAUAUAGUUACUGUGAUAUGAAGAUAAGAAAUCUUAGCCUGUCAUUCAAAAUACGGUCCUUAUAUAACUGUCAAUAUACCAUGCACACUUACAUAGAGCCCGUACACCAGCCUAAAUGAACUAUUCGUUCUCUCCCCAAACAUGCCAUGAACUUUCCCAUGGCCAUUCUUAGGCCCACACUAUUCUCUCCACCGGCAGUGUUCCUUCUUUCUCCACGUGCCAGUUUGCCAGAAUCCUUCCAUUUCCUCAAAUCCCAGCUCAGAUGCCACCUUUUCUAUGGAGCCUCUUCUGAUUUCCCUAGCUGAAUGUGACAUUCGUCUCUUGUGAUAACCCCUUUUCAAUGGCAUGGGACUGUCUCCAUUAUGUCACUGAUCUCAUGUGGCCCUGUGUUCUUGUGUUCUUAAUACCUCCUACUAGACUGUAAAACUUCUUGAAAGCAGGGAUUCUUGUAUGCAUUUUUAAAUCCUCCAUUGUGCCUAGGUGCUCAAUAAUGUUGGCUGAAUUACUGAAUUGAUUAUCAAGCUGUGAUAUGGUCUAUAUCCUCAGGGUGCUGUCCCUUAUACGUGAAGAUAAUAUUAUUGACUCACUUUAAGCAAGACACAUGCCUUUGGCGUGUGCUUUUGUUUUCUUUUAAUAGUUGAUUUAGUUUUGUGCUAAUAAUGAUAAUGAUGCUGCUGAUU
Microcebus murinus (gray mouse lemur) is the source of this 4088-nucleotide messenger RNA. Lineage: Eukaryota; Metazoa; Chordata; Mammalia; Primates; Cheirogaleidae. The record is from RefSeq and is a predicted model, not a curated record.